Messenger RNA from Nerophis lumbriciformis (worm pipefish), 1527 nucleotides. The record is from RefSeq and is a predicted model, not a curated record. NCBI's taxonomy places the organism in Eukaryota, Metazoa, Chordata, Actinopteri, Syngnathiformes, Syngnathidae.
AUGGACCUGCCCGAGGAAUCGACCGAGAAACGUGGAAGUAAGACGCUGUUGGUCCGCCAUUUACCUGCGGAACUGAGCGAGGAUGAAAGGGAAGACCUUCUCAAGUAUUUUGGUGCCCAAUCUGUCAGAGUUUUCUCAAACUUUGGUCGUAUGAAACACACAGCAUUUGCAACGUUUUGCAGUGAAAAAGCUGCGGAAAAGGCUCUUAGCCGGCUCCAUCAGCUGGAGAUUCUCAAUCGAAGACUUGUUGUGGAGUUUGCAAAAGGACAAGAUAACAUCACUGCAUUAAAGGAUCCACCUGUGUCAGAUGGUAAUAAAAUUGACAAAGAAGCAAGGAUCAAACUAGAAAGUAAGCAGCCUAAUGUUGCUUUCUCAGAGUCAAGCAUCGCACCAAGUCUUGGGUUGAAAUAUCACUCAAAUCCCACUUUGAAGUAUUUGUACCCACCUCCUUCCAAUAGCGUUCUGACAAAUAUAACGCAUACCCUCUUGUGCGUACCAAAGUUUUAUGUUCAAGUUCUGCAUCUGAUGAACAAGAUGAAUUUACCGUGUCCAUUUGGACCGGUUACUCCUAGACCACCCUUGUUUGACCCCCUUCCAACUGCGCCAGCCAUCCCUAUGCCUCCCCCUUUGCCUCCUGAUCUCCCACCUAUACCAGCAGAAGAAAUUGUGAUGUCAUCCGAUGAGGAAUCAGAGUAUGAGAGUGGGGAUGAUGAAGACAAGGAGAGGAUUGUUCGUCUGAUGGGUCUGGUCAACCAAGCAUGCAAAAGACCCCUGAGACCUAAAACAUCUUCCAAAAGAAAGAAGCCCAAGAUCAAGGAUCUCCUCUAUGCGCCCAAAACAGACUCUCAGAGCGCUCCAGUCAUGCAGCCAUCAGACGUGUUUGAGCAACCCAACCACACUGGACUGAAGAAAAUAGAAUUCCACAUUUCGGUUCCAGAAGUGGCAGCCAGGGUGGAAGGGAAUAGGACAGAGUCUGAUGAAGGUAUGAUUUAUCCUUCAAAAAUGUAUGCUCGAGAAGUUACCCUCAACAACAACACAGAAGGAUUUGGAAAGAUCUACCCUAAUAUCCAGUCAUCUCAGCAAUGUGAGAAGCACAGUGAUGAAGAGGAGGAUCUCCCCUCUGAUGUCAUCUCCAGAAAAGAGCUUGAGAAAGGACGUCUGUCAAGAGACGAGAUAAAAAGGAUGUCUGUGUUUAAGAAUUACGAGCCAGGUGAGCCGACCUGCAGGCUAUAUGUGAAGAAUAUCGCAAAACAAGUGGAAGAGAAAGACCUAAAGUACAUCUAUGGAAGAUACAUUGAUGCUUCAUCAGAAGUUGAAAGAAACAUGUUUGACGUGGUGUUAAUGAAGGAGGGUCGGAUGAAAGGGCAGGCUUUCGUUGGACUUUCCAGUGAGCAGAGUGCUGAAAAAGCCUUGCGGGAAACCAACGGCUAUGUUCUCUUUGACAAACCCCUCGUGGUUCAAUUUGCUCGGUCAGCCAGGCCAAAACAAGACAAUAGCGAUGCCAAGAAAAAAGCAAAGCAACGAUAA